Molecule: messenger RNA, 1491 nt
Organism: Acanthosepion pharaonis
Lineage: Eukaryota; Metazoa; Mollusca; Cephalopoda; Sepiida; Sepiidae
Source: the annotation of a GenBank genome assembly
UUGCUUUUCUUUCUCCUCAACGUGGCCUUUCUUCUCUUCUCUCUUCUCUUUCUUCUCGUGCCUUCUCUGACGUUUUCUAUGAAGCUUCCUUUUCCAUCUCUUAUAAGCCUAACCAUUUGCUUUUCUUUCUCCUCAACCUUCCUUUUCCACUUUAUAAACCAUUUGUUUUUUUCUUUCUCCUCAUUUGCUUUUUCUUCUCUCCUUCUCUCUUCUCUUCCCUUUCUUCUUUCUUCUUCUUUCCAACUUUUCUUCUUUUCCUUCCUUCUUUUCCUUCUUUUUUUCUUCUCCUUCUUCUCUGACAUUUCUAUCUUCUUUUUCUUCUCUUUUCCAUCUCUUUUUCUCCUAACCAUUUGCUUUCUUUCUCCUCAACUUCCUUUUCUUCUCUUCCUCUCCCUUCUCUUUCUUCUUGUGCCUUCUCUGACGUUUUCUAUGAAGCUUCAUUUUCCAUCUCUUAUAAGCCUAACCAUUUGCUUUUCUUUCUCCUCAACGUCGCCUUUCUUCUUCUCUUCUCUCUUUCUUCUUCUCUUGCCUUCUCUGACAUUUUCUUAUAAGCUUCCUUUUCCAUCUCUUAUAAAACGCCUAACCAUUUGCUUUUCUUUCUCCUCAACGUCGCCUUUCUUCUUCCUUCUCCCUCUCUUUUCUUCUUGUGCCUUCUCUGACGUUUUCUAUGAAGCUUCAUUUCCAUCUUCUUAUAAGCUUUUCUUUCUCCAUUUUUCUUUUCUCUCAAAGUCUCCUUUCUUCUCUUCUCUCUUCUUUUCUUCUUCUUGUCUCUUCUUUUCCAUCUCUCUGUUUUCUUGCAUCUCUUUCUCCUCAACGUCCUUUCUUCUCUUCUUCUUUUUCUCUCUUUUCCCUUCUUUUCUGACCUUUUCUGAAUUUUUUCUCAUCCUUUUAUCGCCUUUCUCCUUGCUUUCUUUCUCCUCUCUCUUUCUCUUCUCUCUUCUCUUUCUUCUUCUUCUCUUUUGCUUUUCUUUCUCCUCUCCCUUUCUUCUUCUUCUCUUUUCCUUCUCUUAUUUCUUUUCUUUUCUUUCUUUUCCAUUCUUUUCGUCUUUGCUUUUCUUCUCUCUUCCCUUUCUUCUUUUUUCUUCUCUCCCUCCAUCUUCUCUUCCUUCCCUUUUCUUCUCCUUCCUUUUCCAUUCUUAUAAGCUUUUACCAUUUGCUUUCUUUCUCCUCAACGUUCUUCUCUUCUCUCUUCUCUUCUCUCUUCUCUUGUGCCUUCUCUUCUUUUCCCUCUCUUCCUUUUCCAUCUCUUAUAAGCCUAACCAUUUGCUUUUUCUUUCUCUCCUCAACGUCGCCUUUCUUCUUCUCUUCUCUCUUCUUCUUUCUUCUUCCCUCUCCAUUUGCUUUUCUUUCUCCUCAACGUUUCCUUUUUCUCUUCUUCUUCUCUUUCUUCUUCCUAACCAUUUGCUUUUCUUUCUCCUUCUCUUUCCCUUUCUUUUCUUCUUUUCUUUCUUCUCUUUCUUCUCUUCUCUUCUUCCUUCUCCUUUUCUAUAA